Molecule: messenger RNA, 1638 nt
Organism: Psilocybe cubensis
Lineage: Eukaryota; Fungi; Basidiomycota; Agaricomycetes; Agaricales; Agrocybaceae
Exons: 8
Coding region: 1-1638 (545 amino acids)
Biological process (GO): riboflavin biosynthetic process
Molecular function (GO): GTP cyclohydrolase II activity
Source: RefSeq, a predicted model, not a curated record
AUGCCAGUCUCGGAUGCCAUAUUGACGCAGAUUCUGGCCCAGUUGGAGGCAAUGCAAGUCUCCCAGCAGACUAUGCAGGCAAAACUCGAUGCAUUGUCACAACAUAAACCCUCUUCUCCUCUGGAACCUAAAUCCAUGAAGGGCCUCCCAAAUCUCGCUACACCAAGCACCCCGCCUAGGGAAGGUACAUCAACUUCGACGCAGACGGACGAUGCCAAGGAGAGCGUAGUAUCAGUGCAGGCGCAAUCCACAAGGGCCGCCCUUUCCAGCGCACCUCCCUCACUUGGACCCGCCGCAGCGAGCCUUACAGACAAAGAGCGCGAGAAGCUGCUUUAUCCCGGACGGGUCAACCUGACCACGUACCCCGACCAGCACGGAAUUUCUCCACACCCUCUGCGCUGGGGUGCCCCCACCCCCGCCGAACGAGGCCCGAUUAUCUGCUCGCGCCUGCCCUCGUCUAUCAAGCAUCGAAAUGCCAUUGGUGCGCAUUCUGGGUCUUAUUCCAUCUACCGCGCGUUAUCCAUCGCAAUGGGUUCUCUGUCGCCGACACACAAGCCGGAUUAUAGCCUCACAGAACCCCCAGUCGAUAUUCCACCAAACCCAACAUGGUAUGACCCAUCGAAGAUUGUGUCGUUCGAUCCAUGGGGACACGUCGUGCCGCAGGUGUUUCAGAAAGAGAUUGAGGAACAAGGGCUCGAUGUGAGACCCAGCAUCGCCGUGACCAAGGCCCAUUUGAAGAUGAGCGAGUUGGAUGAUGCAGCGAGGAAGGGUGAUAUUAAGAUCGAUGGGUCGAUUGUGCUGAAAAGCCAUCCCGUGAGGAAUGUCGACGGAAGCGAGAACACUAGCGUCGAUCCCGGCGUGGAAGUGACAGUGAGCAAGGCGGCAGUUGAGCCAGUUUGGUAUCUUCCUGGAGUAGCCGAGCGAUUUGGAAUCUCGGAGACUCUGUUGAGGAGAGCUCUUUUUGAGGAUACUGGAGGAAUGUAUCCAGAACUUAUCACGCGUCCAGAUAUCAAGGUCUUCCUGCCUCCUAUUGGAAACUUAACGGUUUAUAUCUUUGGUAAUCCGGCGUUUAUGUCCGACGAGAGCAAAGAGUUAACGUUGCGUGUACACGACGAAUGUAACGGUUCUGACGUCUUUGGCUCUGACAUUUGUACCUGCAAACCCUAUCUGACCUACGCCAUCGAGGAGUGCAUUCGGGGAGCACAACGCGGAGGUGUCGGUGUUGUGGUUUAUUUCAGAAAGGAAGGCAGGGCUCUAGGCGAAGUCACCAAAUACCUGGUUUACAAUCUUCGUAAACGCGGUGGCGACUCUGCAGAUCGGUACUUCAAGUCCACCGAACUUAUUGCUGGCGUGAAAGAUAUGCGUUUCCAAGCGCUCAUGCCCGACGUCUUGCACUGGCUCGGCAUCAAGAAGGUCGACCGGAUGGUGAGCAUGAGUGACAUGAAGUACGAUGCGAUUGUGAAGAGCGGGAUCAGCAUCUGGAAUCGAUAUGAUAUCCCUGACCACCUUAUUCCCCCUGACUCACGAGUGGAGAUCGACGCUAAGAUCGCGGCUGGCUAUUUCUCGAGUGGCAAGCAGGUCACGGAAGCUGAUCUAGUUAAGACUGUUGGAAGAACAUGGGAAGAGACUGAACACUGA